Messenger RNA from Gaeumannomyces tritici R3-111a-1, 1131 nucleotides. RefSeq lists its product as hypothetical. The transcript has 3 exons. The record is from RefSeq and is a predicted model, not a curated record. Lineage: Eukaryota; Fungi; Ascomycota; Sordariomycetes; Magnaporthales; Magnaporthaceae. Bases 1 to 1131 code for a protein of 376 amino acids.
AUGGAGGGGCAAGACCAGGAAGCCCGUGCUGGGUCGCGCGAGGGUAUACUGGGACCGCUCCACCCCAAUCUAGAUCCUCCAGCCAUUCCUGGGCGGGCCAGGCGCACCACCCGGCUGCCGUCCGGGAGAUCAGGCCGCCAUCUCGUCAACGAUAUCGUCCCUGAACAGCGCGCUCGCCGCGGCUCAGUCGAGCGCGUCACAGCUGUGCAGAGGGGGGUCGCGGAUGCACAAGCUAGCGCCAAGGCCGCGCAGGCAACUGCCGAUGCGCUGGCGGCGGAAGCAUCGAGGACAAAGGCUGAGGCCGAGUCUCGAGUGCAGCAGGCCAAUAACUCAACGGUGCCUGAGACUCAGGCCGCGGCCGGCAUCGUCGUUGCGGCCGUGGGAACGGCGAUCUUGUGCUUUAUAGGAUUUUGGCUGUUCAUGCGACACAAGCGCUCGCGAAGGGAGAGUCAGCUGGACACGGCUGGCGGCGCCGCACAGAUGGCCGAGGCCGGCGAAUCCCAGCAGAGGAUUACAUCUGAGGAGGCGAAAUGGGGCAUUAUGGAGGCGGCCAUGGACCCCAACGCCAGCGGCCCAGCGAGCAAUCUGAGCAGUCGCGAUGAGCCCCAAGCAGCACCUGCUGGCGGGAGAACGGCUGCUGCCGCUGUCACUGCCACUACCAUGCCCUCUCUGAUAGUGCAGUCGGCUCGCGCGUCCAGCCCAGCAACGGCAACCGACGGAGGCCUCAGCACAGGCGCCAUCACGGCGACGCUCCCGUCGACUCGACACAGCGAGCCACCGGUGUUUGUUGGGUACGCAAGCAGCGAAAUGCCGUCGCAAGGAGCGACCGCUACACGGCCGUCCACGGUAAACCCGCUGGUGGUGCCGGGGGCAGCCGACAACCAAGACUCGGCAUCCAAGGCUCCCUUCUUCCAGCAACGACUAGGAAGAAUGGAGGAGGGGCGUAGGCGCGCCGCCACUCGUGGUGACAUCAGGCAAUCGUGGGAGUCGGGGGCCGUCAGCCCAAUCGCGUGCGACUCAGCGGUGGAUGUGAGCAGCCUGCCGAGCGCGUCACAGGCGACGAAGAAAAACAGGCGAGACUCCAGCUGGCCAUUUGUUACGGCGGGAAAGGAUAACGAGAGGUCUGGUUGA